CCAAUCGCUGCUUCCGCCCUCUGACCCGGAAACAAACUCUGAGCGCGCCGCAGCAGCCCCCAGCGGAGACCAGAUUCCUUCUGACCACUUCCCGACGCCCCUGUUUCGUGACCUUGUCCAGUAGAAGGCUAUUUUAUUUUUACAACUGUUCAAGUAUUGACAUACAAGAUGAAGCAAGAUGCCACAAGAAAUGCUGCCUACACUGUGGAUUGUGAAGAUUAUGUGCAUGUGGUAGAAUUUAAUCCCUUUGAGAGUGGGAAUUCAGGAAACCUAAUUGCAUAUGGUGGCAGUAAUUAUGUGGUCAUUGGCACGUGUACAUUUCAGGAAGAAGAAGCAGACGUGGACGGAAUUCAAUAUAAAACACUACGAACAUUUCAGCAUGGAGUCAGGGUUGAUGGCAUAGCUUGGAGCCCAGAAACUAGACUUGAUUCAUUGCCUCCAAUAAUCAAAUUUUGUACUUCAGCUGCUGAUAUGAAAAUAAGGUUGUUUACUUCAGACCUUCAAGAUAAAAAUGAAUACAAGAUUUUAGAGGGCCAUUCAGAUUUCAUUAAUGGUUUGGUGUUUGAGCCCAAAGAGGGCCAAGAACUUGCAAGUGUGAGUGAUGAUCAUACCUGCAGGAUUUGGAACUUGGAAGGAAUGCAGACAGCUCAUUUUGUUCUUCAUUCCCCGGGAAUGAGUGUGUGCUGGCAUCCUGAGGAAACUUUUAAGCUGAUGGUUGCAGAGAAGAAUGGAACAAUCCGGUUUUAUGAUCUUUUGGCUCAACAGGCUAUUUUAUCUCUUGAAUCAGAACAGAUGCCAUUAAUGUCAGCUCACUGGUGCUUAAAAAACACCUUCAAAGUUGGAGCUGUUGCAGGAAAUGAUUGGUUAAUUUGGGAUAUUACUCGAUCCAGUUAUCCUCAAGAUAAGAGACCUGUCCACAUGGAUCAAGCCUGCUUAUUCAGGUGGUCUACAGUUAAUGAGAACUUGUUUGCAACCACUGGUUAUCCUGGCAAAAUGGCAAGCCAGUUUCAAAUUCAUCAUUUAGGACACCCUCAGCCUGUCCUCAUUGGUUCUGUAGCCGUCGGAUCUGGCCUUUCCUGGCAUAGAACUCUUCCACUGUGUGCAAUUGGAGGAGACCACAAGCUGUUGUUUUGGGUAACUGAAAUGUAAAACAAAUUUUCUUUGUACCUUAGAUGCAUAAACUUUGUAUUUUUAAUACAUAUUUUUAUAUCAAAUAUACUGUAAGCUCUAGUAAUGUCCCAGUUGUUGCUUUUGUUAAAUAAAAUGUUAAUGGUUUGAAAAAUCAUUUUCUUGCUCUGUGCUGUAUAUGUGCAUGUAUGUGUUUAAAAACAUACAUUUUUUAAAAUCAUCUUUCAAGACUAUAAUUGACUGAGGAGCUCCAGAAAAGAGAUGAUUUUAUCAUGGAUUAUCCAAAGUGUAUCCUGUCCUCUAUACUUUGAAUAUAUGCUGUUUUCCUAAUUCUCAGAGAUGCAAACAUUUACAAAAGGAAGAAAAUGUCUUUCGUUUCAGUGUUACUCUGGAAGUGAUCGAAUGUAUAUGUGUGGGUAUAUGCAUCUUUGUUAGCAGUUUAUAUGUGUAGGGUCUUACAACUUCCUCAGUAAUUAUAAAAGAUUAUCAUUUAAUUUAAUACAAAGAAUGAUUUUCACUUUCUUAAAAAUGUGACUGAUUGACUUAGUCCUGUUGACUAUACACAAAUUUCUUUUGACUAGACAUCUCAACAUUCUUAGAACAUCUGGUGUAUGGGAUAAAGCUUACCUUGAAAAAUGAAUUAUAAUUAAUAUCUUUAACAGCCUCUGCCUUUUAUGAAUCUUCACCAUUUUUAUCAAGAAACUGAGAUGUUUCUGAGAUGGCACCUAGUGGCAGUAAAACAGCGCUGAUAGCACAGGGCCUGCUUGGGAUUCUCUCUCUCUCUCUGACGCUCCCCCAUGCUCGCUUGCUCUCUCUCUCUCUCAGAAUAGAUAAACUUAAAAAAAAAGAAAAGAAAAUUAGCUUUACGAGACAAGGAAAUGUUGCAAGUAAUUUUUUUAAUGCAAUGAAAUGUUUUAAUCUUGUAGAUAUUUAAACUAUUAUGUGCUUUACUGAUGAAAAAAUGCAUAGUAUACCAAUUUCUAAGUCACUUAUUUGAUACAAUAAAUUGUUACUAAAUAAUAGCAGUGGUUUCCUUUACCCCUUCAUAAGCGGAUUGUAACUUAAAAAGGCAAAGGUCAGGGAAUUUGGACAUGUUUCCUUUUAACAAUCUCUGUGAUGGGACAGAGAACCCUAAAAGCAUUAGGGUAGAUCAAAGAAUUUGUAAGAAUUUUUCAUUUCAGGAUGUGUCCCAGAUAUAAGGAAUACAUAUUGAGAUGUCAGAUUGAGCCAGUGCAUUUGAAAAUUGUCUAAGGACGUUGACUUAGGAAUUGAGUGGGUUGUUAUUAAGGGUGGAGAUUGAGGGGAGCCUGGGUGGCACAAUCAGUUAAGCGACUCUUGGUUUUAGCUCAGGUCAUGAUCUCACAGUUUUGUGAGCCACAUCAGGCUCUGCGGUGGCAGCACAGAGACUGCUUGGGAUUCUCUCUUCUCUCUCUCCGUCUCUCUCUCUCUGCUCCUCCCACACUCACACUGUCUCCGUCUCUCUCUCAAAAUAAAUAAAUAAACUUAAAAAAAAAAAAAGGAUGGAGAUUGAAAAGUAUGUUGGCCUUGGAUUUUUGGGUGUCUAAGAAAUGGGUUCUUUGGAAUAAGGGCUUACCCAAAUAUAAGUUAUCUGAUGAAAUUACCCAGUAGCACUACUGCCUGCUAGGGGAACCUGUCUUGGGAAAAGAUAACCCAUGGUGGUCACAUAAAUACUAAAUUUAUGCAAUUUAUGCCGAGAAGCAGGAAGUGUUACCCUUAAAGAAAGCAAAUGGUUGUUUCAUUUAUAAAUUAAUAUAGUGACUAUAAGACUCAAGUCUCAAGAAAUGAGAGGGAUUUCUUUAUCCCUUAGCUUCAGGAGUGGUAUUCAUGUUAUCCUGAGUAAGCAUUGUUAAAGUUUACUAUGUUCAAUUACUUUAAAUGGCAUAAUGAUAUUCUUUUUCCAUAGUAAAUUUUGUUCUUAGCAAACUGUUUAAAUUAGACUAACACAGGAGGCAGUGUUCAAUGGAGAAUUAGUUAUUGGUCAUCACUUCUAAUUUCUGAUAAAUAACAUGAGUUCUGAUUUUGUGUGUGUAUAUGUGUCCCAGUUAGUUUUAGUUUUUCCAUGUUUGUUUAUUCUAAGAGGGUUUUUCUUCUGCUGAAAAUAAGUUUUCCUGAGGAUUGCUUCACUUACAAAUAUUGUGGAAAGGAAAAAAAGUUGUACUUGUGUUCUAAAAUUCUUAUUAUUUAGAGAUGUUGAAGCAAAAGUCAGGAUAUCACAAAUCUGCAAGAUGUCAGAAUUAAAUCCUACUCUUUCAAAACGAUGGAAUCAUAAGUCCCAUUUUAUUUUUAUGAUUUGGCUUGUACGUUGUGAGUAUUUCAAUGUCUCUCCCAUGCCAAAACACAAAAUCGUACACCCAUGCACUCCAAUUUGUUUCUUUGGUAAUUUGUGACUACAUAUUGACACUGACCUAGAAAUGUUCCUGUUGCUGUUUUAAAUCUCAUGUCAGUGGAGAAGAAAUUGAAAUCUGGUUUGCACAUUUGUGUCUGGUUUUUUGUAAUUGUCCAAAAUCUGACAUUGUCCCAGAAAUGCUGAUUGGGAAGUUAUGAGACAGUAUUAUACCCAAGACUGAUUUCUUAGGAGAGAACAUGUAUUUGCUCCAGAUUAUUCCUCAUGUUUCUGUAGCUCGAAAAGUUAAACUCACCCCAACUUUAUGUGAUACCAGUAAUAGCCUUAGAUUUGAGCCCAAAUAAAAUGUGCAAAGUAAAAAUCACCAUUAUGAUGGUCCAUUUCCACAUAUCCCUCAUGAGAGCAUGGUCCAGCCUCAGAAGCAGCAUUCUGUUCCAAUAUAUCUUUAUCAAGCUGUCGGUGUGCUUAGUAACAAGGACAGGAGAGAACACUCUGUUUCUUUAAUCUAACACCUUGCUGAUUCAAAAACAUUUAUUUUAACAGGCAUUGAAAAGGAAUUUCAAAACAGCUAACAUUCGUUUCUAAUUAUACAUUUAAAGAAAUAUGCCUUUUAAAACAUAGGUAGAAGUUUUCUUUUGUUGUUAUUAACAUGACUUUAAUUUAUAGCAACCAUCUGUUAACUAAGCACAGUAACACAACAAAAUAAUUAGGAUAUCAGCUUUGAAGAUCUCCUUUCAGAAAAGGAAAAACAAAUACACAUUUGAUGACAUAUCCAUUACUCAAACUCGACAUAACCAAUUUCUUUUGCAUGCAUGGACACAGACUUCAUGAGAAAUUGAAAGCACUGAAUCUCCUUUCUGACCUUUUCAGCUGUUCUUUGAACUACCUUAGUAAAAACAAUUGUUGCCCGUAUGUUGGAUCAAGUUACAUUUGCCUGGAAAUUUCUUUGGAUCAGCUUAUUUCUGUUCAACUGAUGUGUUUGUUAUAUUGCUAUUUGCCUUCUCAACUAAUUUUUAACAGAAUACUCUACCUUGGGACUUGUACACUUACAUAAGUUUUUAAAAUCCAUAAGAACAAGGGUAAGUAAAAGGAGAGGCCACCAAGUUUCUCCGCCUUUGCAAAAACAAUUUGAGUAACCCAAUAGAUUUAAAGAUGUAUGAAAUAAAGCAUUUCUACCAACUGCAUGUUUAGUGCUAUGUUGAGUUGAGUGCCUGUGUCUUUAUAGUAAAAGACAAUAAAUGCUGCUGGUAUGUUUGCUU
Acinonyx jubatus (cheetah) is the source of this 4752-nucleotide messenger RNA. It is a transcript of the gene NUP37, whose product is annotated as nucleoporin 37. Gene Ontology annotation, cellular component: nuclear pore outer ring. Lineage: Eukaryota; Metazoa; Chordata; Mammalia; Carnivora; Felidae. Gene Ontology annotation, molecular function: protein binding. Bases 169 to 1149 code for a protein of 326 amino acids. The record is from RefSeq and is a predicted model, not a curated record. The transcript is spliced from 10 exons.